This is a messenger RNA of Menidia menidia (Atlantic silverside), 3036 nucleotides long. The record is from the annotation of a GenBank genome assembly. Lineage: Eukaryota; Metazoa; Chordata; Actinopteri; Atheriniformes; Atherinopsidae.
AUGGCUCUGUCACACACUGGCCAGUCCUCCCUUGUGCACAGCUUGGCUACGCUGCUACGCAACAAUGGCGACGUGGUGCUGGACGGCAGGAGCACGCUGACCCUGCCCGCUGCCCACCUGCAGCAGCUCACCCGGCUCUUCGAGCAGUACCUGCUGCCCCGGAGCCAGCAGCACGGCUUCCUGGCGCUCCCCUCCCACCCGGCCGACACCGCCUCCCUGCUGCAGCUGCAGUUCCUCUUCGACAUCCUGCAGAAGACCGUCUCCCUUAAAGUAAGCUCCCGGAAUCCUCUGGAAGGAAUCAAUUUCGUCCGAUUACGAUGUUGUGACACAGGGGUGGCCCUCAUGAACCCACCUGGACUGAGACUCCAGUCUGCCGUGAAAAUCUUCCCUUUCAAGUCCCUCAAGUGUUUGGAGCUUAAGAGAAUCCCCCCGCACCUCUUGGAGGGACUCAGAGGAGUCUAUUCCCAGCUGGAGGUCUUUACUUGCUCUAAGAGCCUCAGCUCCCUGGAGGAGCUGCUUUCCCUAUGCGGAGGAGAUCUCAGCUCGGCUCUGCCUUGGCUUGAACUGCACACCCUGAACUUCAGCUACAACUCCAUCGUCUGCCUCGACCAGUCACUAAGUUUACUGAACGUCCUCAAGUCUCUGGACCUGAGCCACAACAAGAUCCAGGAGUGCGCCGAAUUCCUGAAGAGGGCGCCCACGCUUGGCCCGGGCGCCAGGGCCACGCUCCUCACGCUCGUCCUCCGGAAUAACGAGCUGGAGACCAUUAACGGUGUGGAGCAGUUAUCUUCGCUCCAGCACUUAGACCUGGCCUAUAAUCUUCUCUUGGAGCACUCCCAGCUGGCUCCUCUCUCCAUGCUGCACUGCCUCACCACAUUGAAUCUGGAGGGGAACCCGCUGUUCUUCCAGAGAACGCACCGCCUCAGCACCGUCCCUCAUCUCUCCCCGAAGGCCGCCGGCCACCGACUAAAACUCGAUGGGAUCCAGCUGUCCUCGUCUGAGAUAUCCGUUCUGCCAAAAUCGGGCCAGCGUCUCAUGCCCGAGCAGCCCCCGCCGGCGUCCGGCUUCCCGGCGCCACGGAACAAUCCGGAAUUGUCCAGCGGGGCCGGGGAGCUGAGCGACAGCCUCUCCGUGGGAGAGGUGGCGGUGUCCCGCCUCCGCAAGAGGAAAUCCAGGAGUAAGGUGAAAGUGAGGAGGGCCAGCAUAUCCGAGCCCAGCGACACGGACUAUGAUGCCCGAGCUCUUUCCUCCGCACAGGGCAUCGCUCUCCCCCACCAGCAGGAGAUCGAGCGCAUGUCCAGCUUCAGGGAGCAACUGGGGGAAGACUGGCUCAGGUACCAGCACCACCUAGACGGAGGACCCCCGGUCAUCGUGACCGGUUCCAGCCAACAGGCCGCCCGCUCUCAAGGAACAUCCAACGGUCCGGACGCCUCCGCCUCCCCCCCGUCGUCUCCCCCGGCCGACCCGGAAGCGGACUCCACCCUCCAGUGGCCCGACCACGUCGGCCAGACAACGGAGUCCACCCUGGACGGCGGCGAGGCGGUCACCGUCGGGCCGGAGGAAGAGGAGGCGGGCGCCCCGCCGUCCAGCCCCGACUCCCAGAGCGGAGACGCCCCCCAGGAGGAAGACGAGGACCUAGGAGUGGACCUGUGUCACCCCCUGCUCGUCGGGGUGCCGCCCGACCAGGAGGGAGACGGCGGAGGGCCGGGGGGGGGCGGCGAGGAGGAGCGGCAGGAGGUGUUCCUGCGGGUCAAGCAGGGCCUGCUGCUGGAGGUGGACACGCAGCACGGCCGGGAGAGGCGCCGCCUGGAGCUGGACAGCCUGACCCGGGCGGAGAGCACGGAGGCGGCGUGGACCCGGGGGGAGACGGAGACAGAGACGACGCUUCCGGCCGUGGAGCUCCACUUCGAUUACAUCAGCAAGGCCAAACGAAUGAGACGCUACGUCCUGCUGGACGACGACCCCCAGCAGGCAGCGCAGGACCUGACGGAGGUGCUGGCCCGCGUGGCGGACGACAACCGGCGCCGCCGCCUGGCCCCCGGCCGCUUCCGCCUGCAGUGCCUCCGCUGCCAGGCGGACGACCACGUGGUGCAGGUGGCCGAGCCGGCACCCCCCGACAGAAGCAGCACCCCCGUCCACCGCGGAGACGAGCCCCCCCACCCGGACCUGGACCUGGACCGGAGCCUGGGCAGUAAAGUCUCGGACUUUGAAGCCGUGGACCACCGGCUCCAGCUCUUCCUGGACGUGGAGGUCUUCGAAGAGGAAGAGGAGCUUCACUCCUACCUCAAGAUGUCAGCUGUCAAAUUCGGGGAGCCCGGGGAGGUUCCCUCGCUGCUGGUCGUGUCGAACCAGAGGAUCUACUUCCUGGAAGUGACAUCAGACGUUCACGGAGCCCCGCUCACCGAUUGGCUGCAGAAGAAGGACAGCUACCCAAUCCUGGACCUCAGCUACCUGGAGGUGGGGCUGGGCUCGCAGAGCAUCCACAUGGAGUUCGGGGACGGGGAUGUGGCGUACACGCUCCUCCUGAGGGACAGUGCACGCUGCAAGAGCUUCUUCGGCGUCCUCACGGGUAUUGUUCGUGAGAUGGCCCACAAAUCGGACAGCAAGCUGAGAUCCAUCUCCACCACGCGGCUGUCCCCCCAGCACCACCUCUGGCCUUUGGUGUGCGAAGACAUCCAAGCAGAUGUGGAGGACGGACAGCUGCAGUUCUUCUACAUCCUGGCGUUCGUCCUGCAAGAGGACGUUUGGAUUCCCAUGACGGUCCUGGCGACCCGAGAGACCCUCUACCUGCUCAAAGAGGACCACCAGUGGAGGAAAGACAGCUCGGGAGCGGAUGAGGGCAAAGAGCCGUGCAGCGGGAGCUACGCCGUCCUGGAAAGCCUGCCAAUCAGCUGCACGGUGAAGCAGGAGAAGAGGUGGUGCGUGCGCUCGGAGAGCGGCGAGCUCCUCCGGGGCCUGCUGGCCUGGGUCAGGGCGCAGUGGGAGACCAUGUUCGGUGUAAAGCUCCACACCAGCCUGCAAGGAGAAGCGGCGUAA